CUCUCUUUUUCUCUUUCUAUUUUCUUUCUCUUGUUCACUUUAAUGUCUCUCUCUUACCAAAACAAUAACAUUCUCCCUCUUUCUCAUCCAGUUAAUAUUUAAUUCUUUUAAUUGUAUCAAAAAUAUGAAUCAAAAAAAUUCUAAUCAUGGUAAAUUUAAUUACGUUUAUUCUUGUGAUCUAAAUGAUGUAAAUUUCAAGAUCAAAAUUGGUACUUUGGAAGGCGAUGUUGGUAAACAAGAUUAUAAGGCUUUAAUGAUUGAUCCAAAGCUACGUUACUCUGGUCUUUACUCUUGCACAAAAAAAGCUGAUCUCUUAAUUUCUUGUCAUAUCUACAGCCAUGGAAAACAAUUAUGUCCACCUAAACAAAGCUCUUACAAAAAUUUUGUUGACCAUUACAAUUGGAAUGAAUGGUUAAAUUUUCCAUUGAAAAUAAGUGACCUUCCAAACGAUGCAAUUCUCGGUAUUACUAUUUGGGACUCUUAUGGACCUGGUAGAUCUAAAGUCGUCGGAGGAACUGCUUUCUCAAUCUUUGGUAAACAUUCAACCUUUCGACAAGGUAUCUAUGAUCUCAAAGUAUGGCCUGGAAUCGAAGCUACCAAAUCAAAUGGUACACCAGGUAAAUUUGAAAGGAACAGUGCAAGUGCAAUGUUAAAUAAGCUUAAAAAGCGUUACAAUAGAGGUCAUAUGACCAAAGUAUCUUGGCUUGAUCAGAUAUCGUUUAUGAAUAUUGAGGCCACAACUCAACGGGAUAAAGAUGGUGCUAAUAUGUACUUAUCAAUUGAAUUUCCAUCCGUUCAGAUUGAGAAUACAGUUCAAAAUAUUGUUUACUUUGAAACAUCAGCUGAAGAUAGUUGCCAAUUAAAUUUUGAAACUGAUUUAAUCAUUGUACCCGAUCCUGAAUUGGUAUUAGAUAAUUUGGUUGAAGAUAAACAUCAUAAAUUGUAUCGUAGCGAUCGAACGGGUUUAACUGACCGAGACAACAAACCAAAUGCUCAAGUUCGUAAUCAGUUAACUAUGAUUGUCGCCUAUCCACCGACCAAACUUCUUACCUCUGAUGAGCAAGAUUUACUUUGGAAAUAUCGAUUUUAUCUGCAAAAUCAGAAAAAAGCUUUAACCAAAUUUCUUAAAUGUGUCAACUGGGACUCGGAAACUGAGGCCAAACAAGCGAUCGCCAUGCUUGCUAAAUGGGAACCAAUGGACAUCGAAGAUGCUUUAGAACUUUUAUCUCCCACAUUCCAGGAUAAAACCGUUCGUCAAUACGCUGUCUCAAGAUUACAACAAGCUCCCGAUGAGGACUUAAUCCUUUAUCUCCUUCAACUUGUCCAAGCUUUAAAGUAUGAAGAUUUCGAUGAUAUCGAGUCAAGACUAAUCGACCAAAAAGGUCCAUUGACUCCGGGAUUCUUUGAAACAGAAAAGGAAUAUGUUAAUCGUAAGAUGAGUGUAACUUCAGAAGUCUCAAUUGCUACUCUUGGAUGUGAUAAUCCUGCUUACGAUGGAGAGGCUUCUAAUCCCUCUGAUGAAAUGCCAUCGAUGGAUCUUGCAACGUUCCUAAUUGAAAAAGCCGUUUCCGAUGAUGCUUUGGCCAAUUUUUUCUAUUGGUACCUUGUGGUUGAAUGUGAAGAUAUCAACAAUCAAUCAAGUGAAUCAGUUAGCUCAUCAACGAAUAGUCUUUGUAAAGAUUCUCGAACAACCCGAAUGUAUCUAAUUGUAUUGAAACGAUUCGGUGAACGACUUCUCAAAGGAGAUCUUAAAAUGAGACAGCGAUACAAUACUUUGGUUAGAAUUCAAACUUUUGUCGAUAAAUUGGUUUGCCUGAUGAAACACGUUGCCCGAGAAAAAGGAGAUCGAACCAAGAAAAUUGAAGUUCUCCGGUCACUUCUCCAAGAAAGUGAAUCAUUUAAAAUUAAUUUUAAAUCGUUUGAUGUAUUACCACUUCCUUUAGAUCCGAAAGUUAAAGUAACCGGAAUAAUUCCCGAAACAGCGACACUUUUCAAAAGUGCUCUAAUGCCUAGUCAAUUGACCUUUAUAACCGAUCGAUCUGGUCCUUACAUUGCCAUUUUAAAAAUUGGCGAUGACCUGAGGCAAGAUCAACUUAUCCUUCAUACAAUCACACUAAUGGAUAAACUAUUAAGACGUGAAAAUCUUGACCUUAAACUAUCACCGUAUAAAGUACUGGCCACUAGUAGUAAACACGGUUUCGUCCAGUAUAUUGAAUCUUUCUCAGUGGCCGAAGUUAUCAAAAACGCUGAUAUACAAAAAUUUUUCCGUGACGCUGCUCCUUGUGAAAAUGCUCCCUAUGGUAUCCAACCCGAUGUCAUGGAUACUUAUGUUAAAUCUUGUGCUGGAUAUUGUAUUAUUACUUACCUUUUAGGUGUUGGUGAUCGUCACUUGGACAAUUUACUUUUAACCAAGAAAGGUCACCUUUUCCAUGUCGACUUUGGUUAUAUUCUUGGCCGUGAUCCUAAACCAUUCCCACCUCCAAUGAAAUUAUCCCGUGAAAUGGUUGAAGCCAUGGGCGGUGUUAAUUCAGAUCAUUAUCAAACCUUUAGGAAAUUAUGUUAUACAGCUUUUCUUCAUCUUCGUCGGCACGCUAAUCUUAUACUCAACCUUUUUAACCUAAUGAUUGACGCAACCAUACCUGAUAUCGCUCUCGAACCUGAUAAAACAGUAAAAAAAGUCCAAGAUAAAUUUCGUUUAGAUCUUAACGAUGAAGAAGCUGUUCAUUAUAUCCAAGGUUUAAUCGAUGUCAGUGUAACCGCAGUAAUGGCGAUUCUUGUUGAACAAAUUCACAGAUUUGCUCAAUAUUGGAGAAAAUGAUUCCAUCUUUUUACUACUCGAUUCAAGUGCCUUUUAGUAUAUUUUUUUUCCUCACACUCGAAGAUUAUUUUGUAUAUUUACAUAAGAGAAAGAGAAAGAGAGAGAGGAAAAAAAACCAAUUGAUUGGGUCACUUUGUCGACAAAUUUCAAGGAGUUCAACUGAUAUAAUUUCCAUUAUCAGUUGAUGAUUUGGUUUCUCAAAUAAUCAUGUCGAUUAUUUGACACAAAAAGAACCGUUAAAUUAGCGCAGCAAACGCAAUGAAAACAAAAUCCGAAAAAAAAGAAAUGUUAAUUUCUUAAAUUUUUCCAUUUUCUAACAAUCAUCGAUAAUUAAUCUUUCUUUUUGUAAACACCUCAUGGACAAUACAUCUUAUAUAUAUUCACAUUUAACACUUCGUACAAAACUAAACACUCAAUCAACUCUAAUUGUGUGUUUACUGAGUAAAUUAUCAAAUUGUAAAUAAUAUCACAAUCAAAAAAAAAAACGCAAGGAGCAACAAAAAAACCGCUAAUUUGUAUUAGUAAAUCAGUCAAAUCGUAACUGAUUUCACAAUUAUAACUAUUUUUAGUUUCCAUUGAUUACUAUUACCAAUUAACUUACAAAUCCGAAAAUAAUAAACCAAAUUAAAAACAUACAAUCAAUAA
Messenger RNA from Panonychus citri (citrus red mite), 3463 nucleotides. It is a transcript of the gene Pi3K59F, whose product is annotated as phosphatidylinositol 3-kinase catalytic subunit type 3-like. Gene Ontology annotation, biological process: endocytosis; phosphatidylinositol-3-phosphate biosynthetic process; autophagosome assembly. The coding region runs from base 125 to 2818 and encodes 897 amino acids. The transcript is spliced from 9 exons. The record is from RefSeq and is a predicted model, not a curated record. Lineage: Eukaryota; Metazoa; Arthropoda; Arachnida; Trombidiformes; Tetranychidae. Gene Ontology annotation, molecular function: 1-phosphatidylinositol-3-kinase activity. Gene Ontology annotation, cellular component: endosome; peroxisome; phosphatidylinositol 3-kinase complex, class III, type I.